AGAUGGCUGCCUCGGCGGCAACGGCGAGUUCUCCCCCAGGUUUGUGUCCAAAUUACGCCGUGAUUUGCUCCUUCCUGGAGCGCUACGGCGUGCUGCUGGACCUGCCGGAGCUCACCUUCCCCCAGCUGGAGCGAUACCUGCAGGAAACAUCCUCAGUUCCAAAGCUGCUGGUCGAUCUACACGUCAAGUUGCUGAGGAAGAUCGGCAAGUCAGUGUCAGCAGAUCGAUGGGAGAAAUAUCUACUGAAGAUAUGUCAAGAAUUCAACACGACGUGGGCGUGGGAACUAGAACAGAAUGGAUACAAGGAGCUGUCCAUGGAGUGCAAGACGGGAAUACUUAAAUAUUUGUGUGAGUGUCAGUUUGACGAUAAUGUCAAGUUCAAAACGGCCAUCAAUGAUGAAGACCCGGACAAGAUGCGUCUGCAGCCGAUCGGCCGGGACAAAGACGGUCAGAUGUACUGGUUCCAACUGGACCAGGACGACAAUGUGCGCGUUUAUCUGGAGGAGCAGGACGACUUGGACGGGUCGUCGUGGAAAUGCAUCGUCAAAGAUAGAAAUGACCUGGCCGAGGUCGUGGCUCUGCUGAAGACACAAAUCGACCCGGAGCUGUUAAAAAGAGAUCUAGAAAACAAACCUGAGGGUGAAGUUAAAAAGAUUGAGGACACAUCAGAUGAAGACAGCAAAGACUCCACCAAGGCUUCUGCUCCAGUCUCACCAAAGACGGAGAAUAAUGAAAAAGAAACACAGAAAGACGACUUAAAAUCUGAAACUUCUGACACCAAGUUGUCUCUGAACGGCGUCAUUGAGGGUAAAAGCGAAGCAGAGCUCAAUUCAGGAAAAUCUGCGGAGGAUCUGGAUAUCAGUGCGAAAGCCCAGAGCAUCAAAGAAGAGCCGAUGGACGUGUCGGACUCUAAAACGAGCACAGUAACAAGUGAACCCGUCUCUGAGACGCCGUGUUUAUCAGUGAAGGCAGAAGAGUUAAAGAAGAGCAGUGCGGAGGAGAUUCAACAAGCUCUGAAGAACGACCAACAGGCCAAAAUCCCUUUGAAAAAACGGGGAAUGAAGUUUAGUGAAGACUUUGAAAAGAAUAGUGGCAUCAUAGUGCAAAACCCGUCCGUUUCUCAGGUCAAGGAAGCUCCUAAAGCGGACUCGACUCCCGAACAGAACAAGAAAGCUCCGAGUGUAAAUGUUAACGGAGAAGUUCAGCCUUCAUCAGAGAAAGGCCUCCUGAGUCAUUCGUCGCUAAAAGACGCCGCCGUCGACAAAGAGAAGACGACUGAACCGGCUGCAAAUAAAUCUGUAGAAAGGACAGAAAAGGACUCUUCGUUCACAGAUAAGGAGGAAGCGAAGGGUAAAAAGGAUGACGCUUGCAGUGCAGAGAAGCUCACAGUCGGAGUCGCAUCGAACAAAGAAGACUCGGGCAAGAAAAAGCUAGAUGUGGCGGUAGAAAAGGAAAGUACUGCAGCAAAAGAAACUUCAGAGUCUCCAAAAGAAACGCCGGCUUCACCGAAAGACGUAAAUAAUGCAGCAGAGAAGACGUCUCAUCAUGAAGAGCAAGAAAAAAUGACAGGAUCCAAACCAGAAGCCACAAAAGAGACAAGUACAGUAGACAAGACAUUAAAGAGAACUGGGGGAUCAGAGAAAGUCACAUCCAAAGACGUUGAAUCAAAAGAUUCAGAGCAAAAACCAGCCAGUGUUGACGAAUCAGAGUCGAGUAAGACUGAAAAAACCAGGACGUCAGAAAACGUAACAGCUGUGAUUCAAACAAACAUGAGUGAAGCUAAAGAAACAGCGUCACGUGAGAAAUCAACGCCUAAAGAAAAGCCAGGAGUCAUCAAAACAACGGAGGGCAAAGACAAAGAUGCUGCAAAGAAAUCUGCUGACUCAUCAUCUGUCAUUAAAAAGACUCAAGUAUUAAAAGACAGUGAGGAUACGGUCCAAAAGGUCCUUAAAAAGACAGACAAACCAGCAGUCAGUGAGAAAUCAGAAGGAAAAUUAAAGGCUGAAAAGAUCGUUGAGUCUUCUGUGAUUAAGAAGUUGGAUGAAUCAUGUAAACCUGUGGAGAAGACUGCAGAGACGAACGCUGAAAAGGCGGAGAAGAGAAAAGAGACUGAAGAUUUUAAGAAGAAGGUCAACUGUGAGGACGGUACGAUACAAGAUGCUUCCAAGAUCAGCAGCGCUGCAGCCGGGCCUGUGGAGGAAGAAGCAGUGGCCGUUAAACACGAUCUGACAAAACCACAAGAAGCUGACAAAGCUGAGGUUAACUCGGUUGAACGUCAGACGACAGAGGAAGCUUCUGUAGGGAAAGAUAAACAGUCCAGAGAUGUCAAGAAGACAAACGUCUCUGAAAGUGAUAAAAGGACUGAAAGAACAGACAAAGAACAGGAAGCUAAAGACAAGGAGGCAGAGCGUCCGUCAACAGAGAGUAAAAGGGACGCAGACAAGGAAAAGAAAGAGGACACAGACAUUGAUAAGGAAAUUGACACAGACAUUGAAAAGAAGAAGGACACAGACAAGGGCACAGCUAUUGGAAAGAAGAAGGAAACAUACAUUGAGAAGAAGGACACAGACAAGGAAAAGAGAAAAGACACAAACAAGGAAAAGAGAAAAGACACAAACAAGGACACAGACAUUGACAAGAAAAAGGACACAGUAAUUGAAAAGAAGCAAGACACAGACAAGGAUCAGAAAAAGGACACAGACCAGGAAAAGAGAAAAGACACAGACAAGGAACAGAAAAAGGACACAGACCAGGAAAAGAGAAAAGACACAGACAAGGAACAGAAAAAGGACACACACAAAGACACAGAAGUUGAAAAGAAAAAGGACACAGACAAGAAAAAAAAGGACACAGACAUUGACAAUAAAAAGGACACAGACAUUGACAAUAAAAAGGACACAGGACACAAACAAGGAACAGAAAAAGGACACAGACAAGGAACAGAAAAGGACACAGACAAGGAACAGAAAAAGGACACAGACAAGGAACAGAAAAAGGACACAGACAAGGAACAGAAAAAGGACACAGACAAGGAACAGAAAAAGGACACAGACAAGGAACAGAAAAAGGACACAGACAAGGACAUAGACGUUGAAAUGAAAAAAGGCACAGACAAGGUCGCAGAAGUUGAAAAGAAUAAGAACACAGACAAGAAAAAGGACACAGACAAGGAAAAGAAAAAGGACACAGAAGUUGAAAAGAAAAAGGACACAAACAAGGAACAGAAAAAGGACACAAACAAGGACACAGAAGUUGAAAAGAAAAAGGACACAGACAAGGAAAAGAAAAAGGACACAGACAAGGCAAAACAAAAAAAUGACAGUGAGAAACAUCUUUGUCAAGACAAAGAAAAUCAAAAGGAUUCCACGACAGAUAAACUCUCAAAAACAGAUGAAACAAAAGAGAAUAAACUCGUUAAUAAAGAAAGUGAAACCUCGACUGAAUCGGAUAAAUCUGCUCCUCAAAUCGUGAGCAAAGAACUCGACGGCAAAUCCUCAACUGAAACGGAGAAAGACGUCCGGCCGAGCAAAGAACCGGAAACUGAAAAGCCUGCUGACGAGGAAAGUAAAAGCAAAAGUGAAGAAGAGGACUCUGCAGCAAAGAAAGAGGUGGCGAACGGCGGGGAAACUCGGACUUCCUGUCGGAAAAUCAAACCCAGAGGCCACAGAAGGAAACUGGAACUUCUGAGAGAGGAGAGACAAGCGGAUUCAGAGUCCGACACGAACACGGGGAGGUCUCUCCGGAGGUCGCCGAGGAUCUCCAGACCGACGGUGAAGGCCGUAGAGAUCCACGACAAGAAGGUAGAGAAAUCACAAACCACUCCGUCAGGUGAGAAGAACGAAGACGACAAGGGCGAGAAAGAAAAAGACGAGGAAGAAGAGGAGGAGGAGGAGGAGGUGAACGCUGUUCAGAGGAAACCAAGGGAGAAAAAGGUUGAUCAGGAGGGUCAGCCCAAACCCAAGGGGAGGAAGAGACGGAGGGUUCGGUGGUCCAACACGCGAACGCGCCGUAAAAAGAAAGGCUCCGAGGAUGAAGAGGACAACAGCGAGGAGGAGUCCAGCUAUGAGGAGGAGGAGAGCGAGGACGACAGCGACGAAGACUACAAGAUCGAGAGAAGCAGGAAGAGAAGGAAUCGAAACCGAGAAAGACGAAGCUCGGACUCCUCGACGUCCACAGACGACGACCUACCUCCCAACGACGACCCCUGCAAACAUUGUGGUCUUCCAAAUCACCCUGAACUGAUCCUUCUGUGUGAUUCGUGUGACAGCGGGUAUCACACCGCCUGUCUGAGGCCUCCGCUCAUGAUCAUCCCCGACGGAGAAUGGUUCUGUCCACCAUGUCAACAUAAGCUACUCUGCGAGAAAUUAGAAGAGCAGCUAACGAACCUCGACGCAGCUUUGAAGAAGAAGCAACGGGCCGAGAGAAGGAAAGAGCGUCUAAUUUACGUUGGAAUCAGUCUUGAAAACAUCAUCACGCCAUCAGGGGAGGUGGAGGAGGAAAAGCCAGAGAUCAUCAUCAAAGAGAAGAAAGAAACGAAGCGGAGUAAGAGCUGGGGACGAAGGUCUACGAGGAACAAGAAAUCCAUCAGCUACAGAUUUGAUGAAUUCGACGAGGCGAUCGAGGAGGCGAUUGAGGAAGACAUCAAAGAAGCAGAGGGUGGAGGAGCAGGUCGCGGUAAAGACAUGGCCAACAUCACAGGUCACAGAGGAAAGGACAUGUCCGUCAUCCUCCAAGCAGACGAGGGCAAAGAGAACGGCCGCCCGCCUCGACCCUCCGCCGGCCAGCGCAGGAAAAAACGCCGGCGACUCAACGACCUGGACAGCGACAGCACCGUGGACGAGGAGGAGAGUGAGGAAGAGUUUCGCAUCAGUGAAAGCUCAGAAGAAGAGUUCGUCGUGUCCGAGAACGACUCUGAAGGCGAGUCGGAGUCCAACAACAGCGACUUUGGCAACAGCAGCAGCAAGCGGCGAAACUCCUCGCGGCGCAGGAAGCCGCUGAAAAGUCGGCGAAGCUCCAGAAAGCGGCGAAGACCGAAAGGGUACUCGGAUGAUGAGGAGGAGGAAACGGAUGAGGACGAUGAAGAUGAAAUAGUGACUGAAGGCUCCAGCGAAUACAGCGACAGUGAUCUGGACAUGAGUCGACGGCGGUCUCGGCGGAGUCAGAAGAAGAAGGUGAACUACCGCGAGACGUCCGAGUCCGAAGGCUCUCAGGCAGAAACCAACCAGGCCAAGAUGAAACCCAGAGGACGCCAGGACAGCUCCGAAAGCGAAGCGAGUUUCUCCAAAGGCUCCGAGGAGGAGUCGAGGGAUCGGAGGGUGAAGAGGAGAGCCGACUCCUCGGAGGAGGAUUCCCGGCAGCGGCACCGACGCCUCGCUCUGAAGCGCAGGAGAGCCUCCGAGGACGACGACUCGGACGACGACUCUGACGAAUCGUCGGAGGAGGACCGACCAAUCCGGAAACGAGUGAACCGCAUCGACUCGGACGACAGCGAGGAGGAGGAGGGAGAAGAGAAGGAGGCGGAGAAGGAGGCGGCGGAGAAGGAGGCGGCGGCGGUGAAACAGGAGGAGAAAACGAAGGAGAAGAAAGAAGAUGAAAAAGAAGACGAGGAGUCAAAGGGAACAAACGUAGUGGACUCCACUCCGGCGGAGAAGCCACCAACCAACGGACAGAGCCAGAUAAAGAGCCUCGAGGCCCUCACAACACAUCCAGAACCGCCCAAAAACAUCACCGCCACACCAGCUGUUGCCAUAGCGCCCAACGGUCAGGUCGGCCAGGAGGUGGCGGCGCCGGAAGAAGACGAGGACGACCUGUUAGGAGUCACAGACCUGGUGGAUUACGUCUGCAAUAACGAAGAUUUGUAAAAAACAAACAAAAAAACAUAAACAAAGACGGUGUACUGUUUCAUUUUUUGUGGUAUUGUAUUUUUAUAUUGCUUAACUUUAUUAUUCCCCCCCCCCACCAACACUUUCCUUAUCGUCCUUUUUACUUGUGUCAUCUGGACCUUGAGUCUCAGCGAAGAACUGGAUCCCCGUCACCAGUCUGUCCCUGUGGGAUUGUUCUACAAUGAAGGGCACCAAACUAUCGACGCUCAUUUGUUUGCUGAUAAUCCGUUUAUCCUCAUCAUCCUCAUCCUCUUCAUCCUCAUCAUCCAGCUCCACUGCCAAACCACCUCCCUCCUCUUUAAACAGGUCUCUCAUUUCUCCUUUCACAUUAUCUGUUUCUUUUAUUUUGUUACAUUCAAGAUUUCUACAAAUUUUGUCUCAUGUUCUCGUCUACAUUGAUGGAAAAUGUAAUUGUUUAAAGAGGUUAAAGAAGGCCAAUUUGAAUGCUAACAACUUUUUAAUCUAUUUAAAGAGUAAAAUCAUCAAAAGUCAUUCCACAAUUGAUUUUAAGUUCUGGGUACUGUUUGAAAAAGAAUCUUGGUUGUACUUUUUAUAUUUUGGAAAAAGUGAUUAAUUUCAUUUGACUUCAGGCAGCAGCCCAGUUAGCUUAGUUUAGCUACAAGGGAGCCUCUUUCUACUGGUCUAGCUAUCGUGACUAGCUAUAACGGUAGCUAAAGAUGGACUUCUGUUCUAUUCUGUUCUGUCUUUUUAAAAUUAUUUUAAUUGGCAACCCACAAAAUAAAUCAGAAUAUCUCUAAACUGUACGUUAUGUCUCUGAAGUGUAGAAACAUCAUUAUCUUCCAUAAAACAGCAAAUUGUCAUUCUCACACUUCAGGUUUUGUACCGAUUUAACAGAUGAGAUAAAACGUGUUAAUUAGGGAAACUGCUCUUUGUUAUCUUUUUGGCAAAGCAAUGCUAGCUGUUUCCACCCGUUUCCAGUCUUUGUGCUAAGCUAAGCUAACCGGCUGCAAUAUUAAACGCUCUGAUAUGUUUUGAUACAUGAAGGCGGUAUCUAACUCAAAAUGUCUAUUGCAUCAAGCUUUUCUGUUAUUUUCUUUUGUUCAAACAUAACGUGUGAAAGCUUUAGAUGAGACUAUUUGUUCUUGUCGAAUAACCUUCAUCUGUCAGCCCACUCCUCGAGCUUUUUUGUUGAAUGGUAGAGUAGCUUUUGUAUAUUGUAUACAUAUAUAAUUAUUUUAACUAUGUGCGCUGCCAUCAGUAUCAGUGGUGACCCCUCUGUUGCGUUUGUUUGGGUUAACAAAUCGGAUGUAAACCUCAGCCCUCCUACUCUUGAGCUCUAGUGUAGUUUCCAUUUAUCACAUUUAUGUUAACUUUUGUGAUUUUUAUUUUUUAAUAAUGUAUUUUUUUGUAUAUCUAAACUUUCAUUUUUUGUUGUUGUCUCUUUGAGCAAAAUGUAAAGUGUCUUAUUUUUUAUUUGUACAUUGUCUUUCAUGGAAAAGGUUAAAAAAACCUGCAGACACGUUGCUUUUAUUAACUACGAUAACACUAAGCUCCAAAACAACCCUCGUUUAUUUUUGUUUUCAUUUUUGUUUUCUUAUCCUUCCCCUCUGGAUCUUCCCAUGUUUCUAUUCACAUUCUCUAUUUUCAUAAUCUUGAGUUUAUUUGGGUGAGGUUGCAGUAAACUGCAGACUUUUUAAGACCUCAAACCAAAUCAAGAUUGUGUAAAAAAUAACCAAACUUAGUGGAAUAAUUUGUUUUUGAAGCGAUAGUGAGGAUGCAUUUUUCUUUUUCUUUUGAAUGAGGGAAAUGGACAGAAAACAAACAAACCAAUGACUUCACUGACCUCUGCUGGAACCAGUCUGUGUGUAUAUCUGUAGUUUUUUGCUGUAAUAUAUUUAGAGGCAUUUUUUUAAUCAUGGAAAAAAAUAUAUUGGGCAAUUCUUUGGGAUUGCAUGAGUUUUUAAUAGUUUUCUUUUGUAGGAGAAGUAAUAUUGGCACAACUGUUAUUUUUUUUUUGUAACAAAAACCAGAAAACUUUGGCAUGUUUUUAAGGAUCUCCUGACCCGUUGUUGCAUUAGUGCUGAAGGACUUGUGACUGCAGCAUCUCGUCAUUCUGCAGUGAAACUGCAUAGGUAAGCAUGCACUGACCUACUAAAGGCAUGUUACAGAAGCUCGGGGGGGAGAGAGCGAGAGAGAGAGAGAGAGGAGGGAGGGGGGGGGGAUUAUCGCAGAAAGUAAUCUAGGACAGCUGAAUCUGAUUUAAGCGAGGGAAGAAAUCAAACCUGUUUGUAAAAUAUUUUGUAAAUUAGUCUCAGCAUGGUCUUCACAGAGGAAAAACCACUCUAUUUAUCAUACUGUUUUUAAAACCAGGCAAUGGCCAAGACUUCCACCACAAACCCUAUACGUGCUGCUUGCAGUGCACACAACUUUGGCCUCUUUACACACACACACACACACACACACACACACACACACACACAUUUAGCUUUUAGAUUAGCUGGACAGAAUAUAGAAAAACCCAAUUCUACAGAUGUAAUAAUAGAGGUAUGUGGUCUGGUUGGUUGAGUCAGGAGUAAAGGAAUGUGGACGUCCGUGUGCUGUAUGUAACCCUGUUUUUAAAUUCUCCACAGAGAUGAGGAGAACGUAUUAAUAUGUAUCUCGCGGUUAUGAAAUAACCUGUAGCAAGACCUGCGUAGAAGAGCGAGAGAGAGGAGCGAAAUAAAUAAAUAAAUAAAUAAAGGCUGGGAUCGGGAUUAAAGGAGGAAGUUGGUGCCAAUGACUGAAGUGUUAACAGAGUUUCCUAUUUACCUCAUGAUGAAUCUGGGAGGAAAGACACCCUGUCCACUGUGUAUAGAUGCUAGUAGACUGGUUGUUGGUGUUUUGUCUGCUCCUUACAUUUUUUGUUAACUUUACUGUUAUUUCAUAUGAAUCUGAUCUUGUACAUUUGUCAUAAUAAAAUGGGUUUCAAGCCUCACGUCA
Messenger RNA from Anoplopoma fimbria (sablefish), 8822 nucleotides. Its product is annotated as remodeling and spacing factor 1-like. NCBI's taxonomy places the organism in Eukaryota, Metazoa, Chordata, Actinopteri, Perciformes, Anoplopomatidae. Gene Ontology annotation, biological process: regulation of DNA-templated transcription. The record is from RefSeq and is a predicted model, not a curated record. Gene Ontology annotation, cellular component: RSF complex.